Messenger RNA from Puntigrus tetrazona (Sumatra barb), 1300 nucleotides. Its product is annotated as neurensin-1-like. Bases 126 to 722 code for a protein of 198 amino acids. Gene Ontology annotation, biological process: nervous system development. The record is from RefSeq and is a predicted model, not a curated record. Gene Ontology annotation, cellular component: neuronal cell body; neuron projection; transport vesicle. NCBI's taxonomy places the organism in Eukaryota, Metazoa, Chordata, Actinopteri, Cypriniformes, Cyprinidae. The transcript has 3 exons.
CUCUCUCUCUCUCUCUCUCUCUCUCUCUCUCACGCAUGCGCAGUGCGUCGCUGUGAGUCGAGCUCGUCGUCGGCUGUGAGGAGUGAAGAAGAGCAGCUCCAGCCCGGUUAUGACAGAUGUGAAGCAUGGCGUCCUGCUCGGAGAUCUGUGGCUCGGAUUACGCUGAGCAGAGCCAUGGGGCCCUCAGCAGCGGUUACCAGGGUUACGGGGUGCGCUCCUAUCUGCACCAGUUCUACGAGGAGUGCACCGCUUCCAUCUGGGAGCGCGAUGAAGAUUUCCAGACACAGAGAUCGCCGAGCCGCUGGAGCUCUGUGCUCUGGAAGGUCUGUCUCGCGCUAGGCGCUCUGAUCCUGGUGGCGGGGUUGUCUGUGCUGCUGGUGGGCUACGCCACGCCGCCUCGCCUCGAAGCGUUCGGAGAAGACGAGCUGCUGUUCGUGGACGGCCGCGCGGUGCGCUUCAACCGGGCCCUGGACGCCUGCAAGCUGGCCGGAGCCGUGCUGUUCUGCGUGGGCGGCAGCGGCAUGGCGGUGGGGCUGCUGCUGGCCGCCUGCUCUCAGGGCAGCUCCAAGGAAGAGCUCCGCCUCCAGCAGCGCUUCAAAGAGCGCCUGGCCGAGAUCCAGGCCUCCGUUCAGCCCGUCACCCGCGCUCCCACCCCGGGAGAGGCCAAGGUUCCCGUCACGCUCUCCAAAGUGCAGAGCGUCCAGCCCGGGGCGGAAACCUGACCUCUUCGUCGCUUCGGUCAAAAACAAAACGACCGUCCCUGGAACAGUAGAGAUAGAUAACACUGCACUUUCUCCGGCGCAUAUCAUUCGUCUAUGUUGAGCGAGAUUAUCGAGAGUAUUUAUGGCGAUUAGCGUAUAAGCGUACCCCGUCGAUCAUCACUGGUGCUCCUGAAUACAGACACACAGCACAAAUAUAACUCGCGUGCUACGGCUAGGAAUCCGAACACCUUUAGGCAGCUGUUCCGAAGAGCAACAUAUUCUUCAGAGGCGUCAAGGCAUGUGCGUAUUAAUACCGAAUAGUUUCUCUAUUAUAGCGAACCCAAACACAGCCGCUCACAAUUUCCAUCGUGUCACAUGAGAAAAGUCACUCUGUAAAACUCAUAAACCAGCGUGUUAGCGGCUAAUUCAUCACGGCUGCCUUACUAACACUGUCAAAAGAAACUACGAUGAUUUGUCAUGGCUCGUUCAGAAAGCGCCACGUUGGUUCAUUGGCGUCACCCGCAGUGCAAUCUUUCUUCUCCGAACGCUUGGCGCUCUAUUGCUGCAGUCAAUCAAUAGUUGGUUGACAGAACGCACAA